ACAGCAGUACCGCUGGAGAGCUCUCUCCUCGACUGCAGGCUCCAGCUAAGAAAGACGUAACACCUCGCGUUUAAUUUUUUAAAGAAUCUUUAUUUAUUAUUUCGUAUCGUAUCUUCACCUUAAACAAGAUGUGACUCGGUAACUUAACCUCAGCUGUAUUCAUGUAUUUGGAAAGAGCCGGGAGUGAGUGCGCAGAGACGAGAAGCCGAGCUGUUCGGGCGAAUGGAACUUAUUGUUGUGCAUUUGUUUUGACUAUGUUAUCCCCAAGUGAGUUUGGGUCCAGUCCGUCUCUGUUCGUCGUCGAGCCUUGAAUCGUGGGAUUUAUAUCCGACUACUUUAAGGGAAACACCGAAGGAGGAUUCUGCAAAGCCAGCAAGCCUUUCCUACAGAGCCGGGGAUUUAAAUCGUCAUUUGGUGGAGCUCCGGGAGAGGCUAGAGUCAAAGAAAGAAAUUCAUGUGGCCAUUCUCUUUAUAGCCAAACAUUUUUUGGGGAUUGCACAAUGAGCAAGGAAAGACCUAAGAGGAAUAUCAUUCAAAAGAAAUACGAUGACAGUGAUGGGAUCCCGUGGUCGGAGGAGCGGGUCAUGCGAAAGGUGCUUUACCUCUCCCUAAAGGAGUUUAGGACAGCACAGAAACGGCAGCUUGACGGUGACGGAACCACAAACUCCAACGGUUCCCUAGCCAAUGGGCAGCUGAACGGCCCGGGGUCAAAGGGCAGCCACAAAGAAGAUGGGUCAUUGCGCUCUCAGGGCCUUCAUGGGAGCAGCGAGUAUGGCGAGGACAGCCCAGCAAAAAAGAGGCCUCGACUCCAGGCUCAGAGGAAAUUUGCGCAGUCACAGCCCAACUCACCCAGCACUACACCCGUCAAAGUGGCCGACCCAGGCAGCCUGAACACCAGCCUGGCCACUGUGCCAUCCGCAUCCCUCUCAUCGCUCUCCUCGUCAUCCCUGUCCUCCUCCAUUCAGGACCUGUCCAGACGCAAGCCCAAGACGGAGGACUUCCUCACCUUCCUCUGCCUCAGAGGUUCGUCUGCCUUGCCCAGUAAUAUGGCCUACUUUGGAAGCUCCCAGGAGGAGGAGGACCUGGAGGAAGAGGAAGAAGAAGAGGAGGACGAGGUGCAGAACGGAGGCAGUGUCCACUCUCACGGUGCGGGAAACAGCAGCCAAACUUCAGCCGUCUCCUCCUGCCACUCCACGCCCCGCAAGGGCAAGCUACCUGCCAAGCAGCCACUCAACGGGCACGUUUUUCAUGGCCACAGUAAAGCAGGAACCAGGGAGAGUCCACGGCCCAAAGCGGGAACUCACAGCAGGGAUGCGCCCGCCCCACCUCUACCACCCCCUCCGCCUCCUCCUCCACCCCUACUGAGGGAGCGCAGUGAGCGGGCAGAAGCACGGGAGCACGCCAGGGAGCAGCAGGCCCUGGCCAGUGGUCGAGGCUCAGCCAACGGGUUGCCACCUAGGAGAGCGGCUGAGGAGCUACGGAAACAGGUCUCAAAAGUGAACGGGCUAACGCGGGCAGGCUCGGCACAAGCUGUCAGUGCUGCCAAAAAGAGCCGCGACUUCCGACUGCCGUCCAAAACUGUGAAGAAGUACACAGCCACCGUGUCCAAGGGCCACGUCACCUACACCAAAGCCAAACAGAAAGAACUGGGCAAGAAAACCAAACUCAGCAGCAGCAACAAACACAACAGCGCCGCCUCGGCAUCAUCGUCAGCGAACAAUCACAAUCAGCACAGCCAGCCAGCAGCCAGCAACGGGCUGGCCAACUCAGGAAAAGCAGCGGCACCAGCCCACUACAGCAAUGCAAAAACCCGCAAACAGGUGCUACUAUCCAACAGGCUGCACAAUGUGGCUGCCAACACUCGACCUAACGGGAGGCUAAACGGGCAGCGGCACAACACUCUGGCCAAGGAAACGGCGCAGAAACAGUGCCAGCAAGGCCAGGGGGAGUGCACGGGUCGAGAGGGACUGCGCAACUCCAAACGGCGUCUAGAGGUGGUGCUCAAUGCAGUGGGGACGGGGCUUGUCGAUCAGAAAGCCAAAACAAUUGGCACUGAGGCCAAGAAAGCCAGGCUUCAAACCACGCCUUUGGAAACGCGUAGCAGCAGCAAAAAGGUGGCCAAUGAAGAGAAAGCUACUAAGCAAAACACCGCCCCUACCACUCCAGUUUCUAAUGGACAUGACUCAGAAACAGCCCCUUCUCCUAAACAAACUAAGCCUGUUAUUCCACUUCCACCUUCUACUCCCCCUCCUAAACAAACCCCACCUCCUUCUACACCAGCAGCCAAUAUGGACUCGGUGAACCAGCGACCGAAGCGCGCAUCGGCCGGCAAGCUGAUGUUGAUACGACAAGCACAGCAGCAGCAGAGCAAGUCACAUGGUCGGAGCUCCUCCUCCUCUUCUUCCCCUUCAUUAGGCCAGAAUCACUCACCAAACCCCAGUUGUGCCAGCACUACCUCAGACUCCCAACAGACCUCUGUGUACUCUUCUUCCUCCUCCUCCACCUCCUCUCUUCUUAGUUCCAACAGCCCUGGACAGUUCAAACCAGCAGCGUUGCGGGCAGCUGACCGCGACAAGGAGUGGGAGCGUGAGAAAGAGCUAACGCGCCAGAAGGAACGAGAGCAGGAGAAGGAGUGGGAUCGCCAGCGGAGCAAGCCAGAGGGCUGGGCGGCGCUGGGUGAAGUCCCUAUCUUCCGGCCAGCUCCAAGGGAGUUCCAGGACCCCCUGGUGUACUUGGAUGCAGUGAGGGAACAGGCCGAGGUGGCUGGCAUGUGCCGUGUGGUGCCGCCACCAGACUGGCGGCCGGAGUGCAAGUUGAACGAGGAGAUGCGUUUUGUUACACAGGUGCAGAGGGUCCACAUGCUGGGCCGACGCUGGGGUCCUAAUGUGCAGCGGCUUGCUUGCAUCCGCAAGCACCUUAAAUCUCAGGGCAUUACCAUGGAUGAGCCACCUGUCAUUGGUGGUUGCGAAGUGGACCUGUCAUGUUUUUUCCAGCUCAUCAAUGACAUGGGCGGCAUGCAGCAGGUGAUGGAUCUGAAGAAGUGGACCAAGCUUGCCGACCUCCUGCGCAUCCCCAAAUCGGCACAGGACCGACUGGCCAAGCUGCAGGAAGCUUACCUCCAGUACAUCCUCUCCUAUGACUCGCUCGGCGCAGAGGAACGCCUGCGACUGCUGACUGAGGUGCUGCAGGAGAAAAAGGGCCUGGAGUCGCGACGGGGCCCUCUUGAGGGUCUCUCGGAUUCUUCUGCUCCUAACGGGCUUUCGCUGCCACGCUAUGAGCCCAAAAAUGGGCUAGUAGGUGGGGUAGUGGGAGGGGCAACAGGGCACCACCGCACCAACGGAGUUUAUCACCGUCUGAAGGAGCUGGAGGCUCAGGUCAAAGCGGGCCGGCGCCGGCUCUUCGCUCAGGAAAAACAAGGCAAAGAGGACAGGCAGCAUGGAGAGGAGCAGGCGGAGGAGGACAGAGGCGUGCUCAGUGACCAGCACAAAUGUAUUUACAAGGUGAGGAUGAGGAAGGCACUUGCUGUUUAUGCCACACUCUUGAAGCAUACAGACAAGAAACACGGGAAAUCGGUGUCCUUGACCAACUUCUUCAGGAUAGCCCGCAACACCAUGACCAUGUGCUUUAACAAGGAACCAGGGGCUGCUGAGGUUGAGCAAGAAUACUGGAGGAUCGUGGAGCAAAGAGACUGCCACGUGGCAGUGCAUUGUGGGAAGGUGGACACCAGUACACAUGGCAGUGGAUUCCCCACAGGAAAGUCAGAGCCAUUUGCAAAACAUGGAUGGAACCUCGCUGUCCUCCCCAAUAACUCUGGAUCCAUACUGAGACAUCUGGGUGCUGUGCCUGGGGUGACCAUUCCCUGGCUAAACAUUGGCAUGGUCUUUUCUACCUCAUGCUGGUCUCGAGACCAAAAUCGCCUUCCAUAUAUUGAUUACUUACACACUGGUGCUGAUUGCAUUUGGUAUUCUGUCCCUGCUGAGGAGAAGGCUAAGCUGGACAAAGUGGUCCAUACACUGCUUCAAGCCAAUGGCACCCCAGGACUAGAAAUGCUGGAGAAAAAUAUUAUGAUCUCUCCAGAGGUGCUGUGCCGCGAAGGCAUCAAGGUUUACCGUACAGUCCAGCGGUGUGGCCAGUUUGUGGUCUGCUUCCCUGGUGCCUUUGUCUCUAAAGUGUGCUGUGGCUACAGCGUGUCAGAGACGGUGCACUUUGCCACACCACACUGGAUGAACCUGGGUUACCAGGCCGCAAAGGACCUGAAAUGUCGUUGUAUAGCCAAACCCUUCUCCAUGGAGAAGCUACUGUAUCAGAUUGCCACAGCUGAGUCCAAGAGGGACAACGGCCUUCUCCUCACUACCAUCUCCGCCCUUCUCAAAGACCUCAGGAACAUAGAGAUGCAUCAACGUCAGGAACUUUACAAGGCAGGUCUGCUCUCCUCUGCCCGCUAUGGCACACACGAUGGCAGCCUGGGGCCCGGUGAGGGACGUAAGAAGCCCCGCGGGAAAUGGCUGGCACUGGAGUCCUCAGAGAGACGCUGCCAAAUCUGUCAGCAUCUCUGCUACCUGUCCAUGGUGGUUCAGGAGACUGACAAUGUGGUUUUCUGUCUGGAGUGUGCCCUGCGCUAUGUGGAAAAGCACAAGUCUUGCAGAGGACUUAAGAUGAUGUACCGAUACGAUGAGGAGCAAAUCAACAGUUUGGUGAACCAGGUGUGCGGGCGAGCCGUUUUAAAGAAUGGGGGAAGCGGCUGCGUUGGUGGAGGAGGAGGAGGCAUCAUCAUUAGUGGAGGAGGAGGGGACUCCUGCCACAGCUUAAGCCCUGCCAAAGCAUCGCCAGCCAAGCGAGGUCCACGAAAACGCGCCACUGUAGAGGUGUCCCUGGCACGCCUGUCGUCAAGCCACAUGCCCAAAGCCGCAGCUGUGUCCUGAGGGAAGGGGGUGUUGCCAUGUCACCAUGUGCUGUGUUCACAUCCCACCUCACCCAUUCAAACUCCCCCACAGCCCACAGUUGUUUUUUUGUUUGUUUUGUUUUUAUUAAGCUACAUCACUAUCAAUCUCUUAACACCACUCAAUAUUACAAAUUAUUUAAAAAUCUCCCUCACUUGACAUCAGUCUCCAAAUACACCGCUCAUUUAGUUCGACAGGCUUGUUUAUAAAAAGGAAAAUAAAAGAAAAAAAGCAAGAUGUCUUUUUUGCACUAGUAUGAAAGAAGAAAUUGAUUUUAUUGCUCUGCCCACCCCUCGAGUCAACAUUACAAGCAUUAAGUGUAACAUUCAGAGGAAGAUUUGACAGACCCCCAUGUUGCCGUUCACCUUCCGCCCCCUCCCCAUCCUUUGAAAUGGGUUACAUUUGUUACCCUUUUUCUUGCGUCACUUUUUCCUGCCCUCCUAUCAUCCCUAAGACUGAACCCCGUCCCUUCCCUCUCAACUGUGAACUUGGGUCGAUUGAAAAGGCUGCCGUGAAACAAGAAUGACAUCAAGUAGUUACCCAAAGUUUCUCUCUGUCCUUCACUCGAGGAAGAAGAGUCUUUUUUUUAUAAUUUUAUUUUAACUGUGUUCUUGAUGCAGUCCCUUUAUUUUUUUUAUAUUUGUUCUUUUUAAAGGGGGGUUAGUGAUGCAAGGUAAAAACUUGAAAGACAGACUAUGUUGGUUUACUAUUGGUUGGCUACAUUUUUUUUCUGAGUUUUUUUAAAUUUAGCCUUGUUUCUGCUAGAUUUUUUUUUGUGAGAAGUUUUCUGUUUUUUAUUUUUGUCCUCAUGGAUGUUUCUGUGUGUUGCUGGAUGUGAGGUGAGCAAAGCUGCAGCUGCUCACUUCACUUCCUUGUAGUAUGGAGGGAUCCCUUCUUCACUAGCGAGUGAAAAUGGUGCCUGAUACUUAGAAAGGAGAUCCAUUUUAUUGGUGCUGUUGGUUAUAAUUACUGUAUAACAACACAAAAAUGAAAAAAGACAAAAAAUCUGGGGGUAAGCACCAGCUAUCGGCUAGCUCUCACACCCCCGCCCCACAGGGCAGAAAGGCUUUCAUGCUUUUCUGGUUCUAGAUGUGCAAUCGUGUUAACAUUCCAUUCUUCCAGUCCUGUUUCAUCUGUACCAGUAAACAUUAAUUAUUAUAUUAUAUUAUUAUUAUUUUGUUUUUCUACUUCUGUUGAUCUGAUGUUAUCUCAAGUAGAGCCACUAGUUAAAGAGUGUAAAAUGUGAAAUAUCAAAUCCAAGUUUUGUUUCUUUUUUUCUGUUUUGUGCUUUUGCAUUUUUUUCCCUUUUCCAGAUAUAUUAAGAGUGAAUUUUUUUCUUCCUUUUUUUUUUAAGAGAAGAAAAAAAAUCUGACACAAACAUCAACUUUUUGUACAUAAAUCCUGUAAAUUUCUUUAAAUACUUGAGCCUUUUUCAGGGGUUAAGUAAGAAAGAAAGAAAGGAAGGACUAGAGAAAAGAGAAGAUGUUCCACAGGAGAGUGAUUGAUGAAGAAAAAGCCUUACAUUUCCCUUUCUUCAUCCGUGUGAGUUUGAUGCUUACAGGGUUGCUCUGGUAAAUGUGUAUAAAAAUUUUAAGUGCUGCUUAUAUCAGUAUGAAAGAAGAUAUUGAGUAGCCAAUGAUUGCCCCCUCCUCCUCCUCCAACCUAGUUUUGUUUGUUUAGCUUUACUUUUUUAAAGAAAAGGGAAAAAAGAUAUGUUGACAAAAAAAAAUGGGUUUUUACAUUUUCAUUACUGAAAAUUCAACAAAAAUGUAGUAGCUACUCAUGUUGCACUGAGCUUGCCAGUGAUGACUGUCAAGGAAAAAUCCUAUAAUCCAGUUUGUUGGUUGUUGUCCCUUUUCAGAAGACUGAACUGUUUUAGGACUAUUUAAUGAAAUACCAAGUCGGGUGUUUUCAACAUAAAUAAAAAAAAAUAAAUAAAUAAAAAAUGUGGUUGUCAAGUUUUUAUGGCCUUACAACAUAUUUUUUUCUGAUUUUUCUGUUUUUUUAUUGCUAGGUUUCUCUUGUUCCAUUUUCUACAGUAUGAACUACUUGCUCACUGCAGGGUCUCUGGAGACUUAAUUUAUUUGUGCCAUAUCUCGGCAUUUCCCUCCAUUUGGAAAGAGUUUCAUGUUGGUUAUAAUGACAGUUUUUUACUUUUGCAGUUUGUACUUAAGGUUUAAUAAAAACUUACCGACAA
Messenger RNA from Melanotaenia boesemani (Boeseman's rainbowfish), 7137 nucleotides. It is a transcript of the gene jarid2b, whose product is annotated as jumonji, AT rich interactive domain 2b. Lineage: Eukaryota; Metazoa; Chordata; Actinopteri; Atheriniformes; Melanotaeniidae. Gene Ontology annotation, molecular function: DNA binding; histone demethylase activity. Gene Ontology annotation, biological process: chromatin remodeling. Gene Ontology annotation, cellular component: nucleus. The transcript has 18 exons. The record is from RefSeq and is a predicted model, not a curated record. The coding region runs from base 501 to 4922 and encodes 1473 amino acids.